Messenger RNA from Anopheles marshallii, 429 nucleotides. RefSeq lists its product as uncharacterized. The record is from RefSeq and is a predicted model, not a curated record. Lineage: Eukaryota; Metazoa; Arthropoda; Insecta; Diptera; Culicidae. The transcript has 4 exons. The coding region runs from base 1 to 429 and encodes 142 amino acids.
AUGGUGAAAGAGCCUCAGAGCAGUAGCAGUGUGAAUUAUUUCCACCUAGUCAGUUCGUUCUGUUUGGCAUCCACAUUGUUUGACCUUUGCGAAGAUUGCUGCAAAAUGGCCUGUCUUCCACAGUCAGCAUUCGCAGUGCACAAGAUCCGGCAGGCGCAGAACGACAAGGAUCUCACCGUUGCUCGUAUGACGGGUGAGAAGCAAGGCCCGAGAUAUUUAAACAAGAAUACUCUCGACCUGACACCGGUCAAGUACAAUGGGAAGCUGAUGAACAGCAUCUGGGGCUUGUACAAUCGCUACUCGCCGCAUAACUUCAAGAAAAACAAUGGAUCUUACGGUGGUUUCUUUGGCAUGCAACAGCCAUUUGCUGUUGCAUGCUCUCCACUGGAGAAAGAAUCACCGGUAACCAAUCCAGCCGACCAGAAUUAG